UAAAUACAAAAAAAAAAAAAAUGACAACAAACACAGAAAACCUUUGGGUUUUUGCCUUAGCCACAAAAUGCAAUUUUUUCAACCCCAUCAACUCCAUGUUAUUUGCGCUUAUUUUAUCUUUCGUCUGGUUUAUCAUCAAUAUGAUUUACUGGACUCACCCCGGUGGUCCAGCUUGGGGUAAAUAUAACAAAUUAACAAAAUAUUUACUCGUUAAAAAUCCGAUCCCAGGUCCAAAGGGCUUUCCUUUUAUAGGUAGUAUGUACAUGAUGACCGGUUUAGCUCAUCAAAAAAUCGCGAAUAUGGCUGAAUUUUUCAAAGCUAAGCGUCUCAUGUCGUUCAGCUUAGGUGAAACCAGAUUUAUCGUAACAUGUAAUCAUGUCGUAGCAAAAGAAAUAUUGAACAGUACAGCUUUUGUUGCACGUCCUGUUAAUGAAUCUGCGUAUGGAUUAAUGUUCGAUAGAGCGAUCGGGUUUGCCCCUUAUGGGGUUUAUUGGAGAACGCUAAGGAAAAUUGCAUCUACACAUAUGUUUUGUCCAAAACAGAUUAAAGCGUCUGAAUCUCAACGAUUUGAAAUCGCGAAACAGAUGGUGGCGAUUUUUAAUGGGAGUGAAGAAGGUUUACGUGUUCGAGAUGUGGUGAAAAAGGCUUCUUUGAAUAAUAUGAUGUGUUCUGUUUUUGGACGAAAGUAUAGUCUCGUUGAUUAUUUUAACGAUGAGACGGAGGAGGUGAGCGAGUUAGUCGAUGAAGGUUAUGAUCUUUUGGGAAUACUUAAUUGGUCUGAUCACCUACCUUGGUUAGCUGAAUUUGAUCCACAGAAAAUUAAGUAUAGGUGUGAACGUCUAGUGCCUAAAGUGAAUCGACUCGUGGGUAGGAUCAUCGAUGAACAUCGAGCUCAACCUAGUAAUGUUCAUCGCGAUUUUGUGGAUGUUUUACUCUCUCUUCAAGGGGUGGAAGCAUUAUCAGACUCUGAUAUGAUUGCCGUACUUUGGGAAAUGAUAUUUAGGGGGAGUGACACGGUGGCAAUUUUAAUAGAGUGGAUAUUAGCACGGAUGGUACUUCACCCUGACGUUCAGUCAAAGGUACAAGAGGAGGUAGAUAGGAUUACUGAAAGGUCACGAUCAGUGAUGGAGUCUGAUGUAACCAACAUGGUUUAUCUACAAUCAGUAGUGAACGAAGUACUUAGGUUGCACCCUCCGGGCCCACUACUGGCGUGGGCCCGUCUCGCGAUUGAGGACACCACAGUGGAUGGGUAUCAUGUUCCUGCGGGGACCACUGCUAUGGUCAACAUGUGGGCCAUCACAAGGAGUGAAGAGGUUUGGAAUGAACCACUUGAGUUUAAGCCCGAAAGGUUCAUGAACCAGACCGAACCUGUUAUUUUUUCGGUGUUGGGGUCUGACCUAAGGCUGGCACCAUUUGGUUCUGGAAGGCGAAGUUGUCCCGGAAAGACACUUGGUUUGACCACAGUCACUUUUUGGGUAGCAUCGCUCUUGCAAGAGUUCGAAUUCGGGACUACUGAUGGAUCCAAAACGGUUGAUUUGUCUGAAGUACUAAGGCUUUCAUGCGAAAUGAAAACCCCACUGAUGGUGAAGGUGCAACCAAGAAAUUUAACUAAUUAAACGUCCAUUAUUUUAGUUGUUUACGUUAUUAUGUGUCUUUACUGUGUUGUAUUGUUACUUAAAUAAGAAGUAUGGUCUAAUUGUUAGUUCUUUAUAUUUACUGUAAUGUUUUACUAAAUACAUUAUUAUGUAACAAAAUUUAUGUUAACAAUUAAUU
This is a messenger RNA of Solanum verrucosum, 1773 nucleotides long. Its product is annotated as cytochrome P450 78A3-like. NCBI's taxonomy places the organism in Eukaryota, Viridiplantae, Streptophyta, Magnoliopsida, Solanales, Solanaceae. The coding region runs from base 21 to 1616 and encodes 531 amino acids. The record is from RefSeq and is a predicted model, not a curated record. The transcript has 2 exons. Gene Ontology annotation, molecular function: iron ion binding; heme binding; monooxygenase activity.